CAGCUGAAAUCUGACUGACAACUUAGGUUAGGAUUGAAGAAUUUGUAUUGAAUCGAAUCUAAAGUUUGUUGUAUUAUAGUGAAGAUUAGUGCAAUGUAAUGUAAAUAUAAUUCUGUGAUUAGGAAUGUGUAGCAUGUUUAGUUAUUAGUUUGGAUGAUUCAAAGAGUUAAUAUAUUUUAUAGUUAUAGCAUAGCUCAAAUUAAAUUGUUCAACAACUAGAGUGUAGCCUACAGGAAUAAUUUAAAAAGUAAAACCUAUAUUACUCUAACCUUAAGAUUUAUUUUUAAAACAUACAAUUUUAUCUUACAAAUAUGCUGUCUGGCAUGUUCAGAGAAUCUGAUAAUUUAGUUGCAAAAAGAAGGAAACAGAUUGAUACACUCAAAAUCUUCAAUGCCAAUGUGUUUGAAGUCAAGGAUGACUCUGAAUACAGAGUGGAAUUCAACUCUGGUAGUAACAAACUGUCUCUGCUGGUUGUGUUGGGUCCUAAGUUCCCCUUGGAGAAUCCCAUCUUGAAGAUAGUUCCUAAUGUGCAGCAUCCAUGGGUCAGUGAGAGCGGUGAAAUCACCGGUGCUCCAGGACUAUUAAAUUUCACAGUACAUUCUGACCUGGGACGUGUAGUACAGGCGAUAGUGCGAGAAUUGGAGCUUCGACCACCACCGGUACUUGGAGGUACUGGGUCCCCUCCGUCCUCGCAAAGAGUGGAAAUAGGUGGACCAAUGUCUCCCAACAACUAUGGCUAUUCGGGCACUCCCCCAGGAGUAGCUGGCUUCCCCUCCUACAGGCCACCCCCUCUGGUUGUGGGCCAGAGUCAACCAGCAGGCAACCCCAACAAACAUGUGUCACUGGCAUUUCCUGAGCUGAACAAUUUAACAGUAUCUGAAUUGGAACUACUAAACUCCAAUAAUGAUUCCUUGGAUGAAUUUGUAGACUCCCUUCCUGUCAUGAAAGGUAUUGACAGAGUAAUGGAAGAAUGGAUCACAAGAAAUGAAGAAGUGGCAAAGGAGACACUGUCCAAGGAGGGCCAGCUGGAAGAAUUGAGAGCAGCUGUGGGAGAGAAACUUGAGACUGCCUGUCAGUUGAAAGCAAGACAUGAGACCCUCAGCCUGGAGUACCAAAGGUUGGCAGACAGAUACAGCCCACAGAGCAUCAGGGAACACGUGAAGAGAGCGGCAAUGAAGAGUGAUGAGGAGAGUGAACACAUUGCAGAACAAUUCCUCAAUGGAGACAUGGACCUGGACACCUUCCUGUCGGCCUACACUCAGAAACGCAUGCUGAGCUAUUGCCGGAAAACUAAAGAAGAAAAGCUAAGCCACCAACUUCAAGAGUUACAAAGAGCUGGUUUUUGACCACAUUUUAUAUUAACAUUGUGAUUUUAGUUCCUUUUUUGUAUAUAUAAUUGUAUAUAACCAUUCCACCCUUCUAGAUGUCUGUAUUUUAUUUGUAUGUAAUCUUCUAUAAAUACAUAUUUCUAUAUUAUGAUA
This is a messenger RNA of Homalodisca vitripennis (glassy-winged sharpshooter), 1481 nucleotides long. RefSeq names its product vacuolar protein sorting-associated protein 37A (gene Vsp37A). Gene Ontology annotation, biological process: protein targeting to membrane; ubiquitin-dependent protein catabolic process via the multivesicular body sorting pathway; protein targeting to vacuole. Gene Ontology annotation, cellular component: ESCRT I complex. The record is from RefSeq and is a predicted model, not a curated record. The transcript has 8 exons. Lineage: Eukaryota; Metazoa; Arthropoda; Insecta; Hemiptera; Cicadellidae. The coding region runs from base 312 to 1346 and encodes 344 amino acids.